AUGAAAGUUGCUCAAGACUCUUCCCACAAGGACAGGCAGGUGCUCCCCACCACCAUCCUUCUCCGCAAGUCCCAGAGCAGCCAGGCUGCACUGGUGCCCAAGGAGCACAAGAUGUUCAUGGAGGAAGCCUACAAUGCGGCCAUCUGCUUCAAGAUGCUCCGGGACCUGAAUGGGCCAGAGCCCCUCCGCCUGAAGUACGUCAUCAAGAAGAUCAAGAACAUGGCUAGCAGGUCCCCUAACCUGGUGCUGGAAACCAUCCAUGACUACUUUGUAGACAACCCAGAGAUCUCCACCCGGCACAAGUUCCGGUUGCUCCAGGUCUUGGAGAGUGCCAUUGGAGCCAGUGACUUCCUGGAAGAGGUCUGGGAGAAAGCCUUCAUGCAGCUGGCCCUGGAGAACAUGAUCAAGACUACGGAGCUGGAGGACGUGUACCAGGACGCGGCCAGCAACGUGCUGGUGGCCAUCUGUAAGCACUCGUGGCGGGCGGUGGCCCAGCACCUGGAGACUGAGGUCCUGACAGGUGUCUUCCCGCACCGCAGCCUCCUCUACGUGAUGAGCGCCCUGUCCUCCAAGGAGGAGCUCUUCAACCAGGGAGAGAAGGCCUGCUGGGAGGAGCAGUUGGCCCAGAUGGCUGUCAAGUCGGUCCAGUUCCUGAAUGCAGAUGUGUGGUCCAAGGAGCUGCUGUGGGCACUCACCAAGCCUGACCAGAUGCACCAUGAGCAGCCCCCAGAGAAGGCCUUCCUGUUCACCUACUAUGGGAUGAUCCUCCAAGCCGCAGAGGACAGCACCAUGGUCAGGACGCAUCUGAAAGCCCUGCUGGAGACGUCCCACCAGUGGCCCAAGCAGAGGGAGGGCAUUGCCAUCACCGUGGGGCUGGCUGCAGCCCGCCACCUGGACGACGUUUGGGCUGUCCUGGACCAGUUUGGCCGGAGCGGGCCCAUCAAGUGGAGCCUCCACAGCUUCUCUCCAAAGAGUUGCGAGGACCUGCGCUGGAAGUGGGCGAGCAGCACCCUGCUCCUGGCCUACGGGCAGGUGGCAGCCAAGGCCAAGCAGCACAUCCUGCCCUGGGUGGACAACAUCCUGUCGCGGAUGAUCUUCUACUUCCACUACAGCUCCUGGGAUGACACCCUAAAGCAGAGUUUCCUCACCGCCGUCCUCCUGCUGGUGGAAGCCGUCACACGCGACGAGGGCGCCCACAGCUACAAGUUCUCCCAGACCUCCGAGCUCCUGGACUGCCUGACCGUUUUGAUGGAGAAGGAGCCCCCGGACUCACUGUGCACGUCAGUUCGCCAGCAGACCAUCCACAUCAUCUCCAGCCUCUGUAAGCUGAGGCCGCCCCUGGACUUGGAGAAGAAAUCGCGGGUCCUCUCCGUCUGCUUCCGCAGCGUUUUUGCCCUGCCCUUGCUGGAGGUCCUGGAGAAGCACACCUGCCUCUUUCUGGAGCCGCCUGACAUACAGGUGCAGGCCCCAGCACCCGCCUGCAUGCAAGGAGGUAACAGGGCCGAGGAGGUUGCACUACAUCUAGGGGAUGACUGGCCCCUGGUCGGCAGGUCCUUGAAUGACGCGCCACGUGGCAAUGCUGGCAGGCGCCUGACGGCCGGCACCUCUGUGCAGACCCUGUACGACAGGACGGCAGAGGCCCUGGACCAGCUGCUGCAGAGCUUCGUCACGCAGAGCCCCACCACCGAGGAGCUGCACAUCCUGCUGUCGCACAUGUACAUCUGGCUGGCAUCAGAGAAAGCGCACGAGCGGCAGCGGGCUGUGCACAGCUGCCUGACCCUCCUUAAAUUCCUGAACCACAACAUCUACGUGGACCUGCAAGAGAAGUUCAAACGGAUUGGGCAGCUGGUGGGCAUGCUGGGUAUUCUGUGCCAGGACCCCGACAGGGCCACCCAGCGCUCCAGCCUGGAAGGGAUGGGCCACCUCUACCAGCUCCUGAUGCGCCAGAAAGGUGGGGAAGUUUCACAGGUAGAAGCAAGGACCCUCAAGCUGCCCCCCCAGCCAGGUGUGGAUGGAGCCCCGCUCUGCAGCAGUGGAGACCAGAAGGCCCCUCCCACAGGGUCCCCCCAGGACCCCAUCUUCCAGCUCAGCAGCAGCCAAAUCAUCAAGGAGGUCCUGAAGCACCUCACCAUGCUGGAACUGACUGAUCUUAUCUGGACGGCCAUCGACGGCCUGGGCUCCAGCAGCCCCUUCCGUGUGCAGGCGGCCGCCGAGAUGCUACUCAUGGUCAUCGAGAGCCACGGAGCCGAGCUGCAGACUGUUGCCAACAUGGGCCGAGCCAUCCACCUCCAGCUUUGCUCUGUCCGCAUCCCCCAAGCGAAGGAAAAUGCCCUGCAAGCCAUCACCCUGCUGGCCCGGAACCACACCCCUGAGCUGGUGGCUGCCUUCCUGGACGUCUCCAUACCCCUGGACAGCCACGCCUUCCGGCUGUGGAGGGCCCUGGGAGCCGAGCAGCCCGUGAGCCGCCUGGUACUCGCAGUGCUGCUGGCUUGGCUGCAGGAGCGGCCCCUGCCCACCGAGGCUGGAGACAGCAGCCCCCACCCCAAGGAGAAGACCUACCUGCGCUCGCUGGCCGCCAUGAACACGCUGCAAGAGCUGCAGUUUGCCCGAGAGUUCAAGGCGGCCAUGCAGGAAGCCUACCCAAAGCUCUUCCUGGCCCUGCUCACCCAGAUGCACUACAUCCUGGAGCUGAACCUGCCUACGGAGCCACAGCCUGCCCAGCAAGCCCAGAAGGCCCAGGAGGCAGCCACGCCCAGCCCCCAGAGUUGCAGCACGUCACUGGAGGCGCUGAAGAGCCUCCUGUCCACCAAGGGGCACUGGCGGGACUUCGCCUACCUGGAGCUGCAGGGCACCUGGGAGCUCUUUGCCACCAUCCACACCUACUCACAGGGCGUGAGCCUCCUGGCCAGGGCCAUGGUGAAGAACCACUGUAAGCAGGUCAAGACUGUGCUAGGCCAGCUGCUGCCCCGCCUGCAGAGCCAGGAUGAGCGGGAGAGGAAGGUGGCCAUCCUCAUCCUCACAGAGUUCCUCUACAGCCCUGCCCUGCUGGAGGUGCUUUCCAAACAGGCUGCCCUGACCGUGCUGGCCCGAGGCCUCAGGGACCCCAGCCCCGACGUCCGCAUGCUGAGCCUGCAGGGCCUGGGAAACAUCCUCUUCCACCCAGAGAAGGGGACCCUGCUCCGCGGGCAGCUGCCGCGCUUCCUCGAGGGCUUCUUCCAGGACAGCGAGCCGGUGGUCGUGCGCGUCAUGGGCGCCGUGUCCGACGUGCUGCGCCGCCUGGGAGCGCACGGCGCGGGCGCGCAGAGCCUCGGCGUCGCCAUCAACGCCCGCUCCUUCUUCGACGACGAGCGGGACGGGAUCCGAGCGGCCGCCAUGGCCCUGUUCGGAGACCUGGUGGCCACCGUGGAGGGCAGGGAGCCAGGCGGCCUGCGGACCCAGGUGCUCCAGAGCAUGAUGGCCCUGCUCCUGCACCAGAAGGACCACUGCCCAGCUGUCGUCACGCAGGCCAAGUUCGCCUUCUACCGCUGCGCCGUGCUGCUGCGGUGGCGGCUGCAGCACACCCUCUUCUGCACGCUGGCCUGGGAGAGGGGCCUCAGCGCUCGCCACUUCCUCUGGACCUGCCUGAUGACCCACAGCCAGGAGGAGUUCAGCAUCCACCUGGCGCAGGCCCUCAGCUACCUGCACAGCCGCCGCCACCACAUCAAGACCUGGGCCGCACUCUUCAUAGGUUACACCAUCUGCUAUCACCCCCAGGCCGUGUCCCAGGUGGUGAACGAUGUUGACACAAAUCUGCUCUUCUGUACUUUCGAAGACCUCAAAAAAGACCCGGAGCCUGGCGUCCGGGAAUUCGCCACCAGGCAGUUCUCCUUCCUACAGGAAGUGGUGACCAGACCCAAGCAGUGACUUCCAGUGUCAUCCCCUCACCCUCCUCCUCCCCACGCCAUCCCUUGGUCAGCCCCACCCUGUCCACAGAGAGCUUGGUUGCCUCACAUUUUUCCAUUUGAAAGAAAGUUCUAGAAAGUCUAGGUUCAACAAAGAAGCGUCACACCUGUUGGCUCCCUGCCCCUCCCUCUCAUGGGCCCCACUCCGCUGUGACCAAACCAAGUCCCUGGAGGCAGUGAGCAGGACUCAGGGACAGGCCCAGGCCCAGGGGUCAGAGG
Molecule: messenger RNA, 4160 nt
Organism: Choloepus didactylus (southern two-toed sloth)
Lineage: Eukaryota; Metazoa; Chordata; Mammalia; Pilosa; Megalonychidae
Product: maestro heat-like repeat family member 5
Cellular component (GO): cytoplasm
Source: RefSeq, a predicted model, not a curated record